CUUUUAUACUUUGCGUGCAACCUCGACUUUUUUCCUCUCCUUCUCCUCUUCCCUCUCUCUCUUCUCUUCCAUCCUCCCUCAUCCUUUUCUCCUCCCAAUUGAUACCCCCAUACCACUACAAUCCAUCAUGUCUGCCCCCGCCUCCAAGUUCAAGGUCGCCGACCUGUCCCUCGCUGCCUUUGGCCGCAAGGAGAUCGAGCUCGCCGAGAACGAGAUGCCUGGUCUCAUGCAGACCCGUGCCAAGUACGCUGCCGACCAGCCUCUCAAGGGCGCCCGCAUCGCCGGCUGCCUGCACAUGACCAUCCAGACCGCCGUCCUCAUCGAGACCCUCACCUCGCUCGGUGCCGAAGUCACCUGGACCUCGUGCAACAUCUUCUCCACCCAGGACCACGCCGCCGCCGCCAUUGCCGCCUCGGGCGUCCCCGUCUUCGCCUGGAAGGGCGAGACCGAGGAGGAGUACAACUGGUGCCUCGAGCAGCAGCUGACCGCCUUCAAGGACGACAAGAAGCUCAACCUCAUCCUCGACGAUGGCGGUGACCUGACUGCCCUCGUCCACUCCAAGUACCCCGAGAUGCUCAAGGACUGCUACGGUGUCUCCGAGGAGACCACCACCGGUGUCCACCACCUGUACAAGAUGCUCAAGGAGGGCAAGCUCCUCGUUCCCUCCAUCAACGUCAACGACUCGGUGACCAAGUCCAAGUUCGACAACCUGUACGGCUGCCGCGAGUCCCUGAUUGACGGUAUCAAGCGUGCUACCGACGUCAUGGUCGCCGGCAAGAUCGCCGUCGUCGCUGGCUUCGGUGAUGUCGGCAAGGGCUGCGCCAUGGCUCUGUCCGAGAUGGGCGCCCGCGUCCUGGUCACCGAGAUUGACCCCAUCAACGCCCUCCAGGCUGCCAUGGCCGGCUACCAGGUCACCACCAUGGAGAAGGCCGCGCCCCAGGGCCAGAUCUUUGUCACCACCACUGGCUGCCGUGACAUCCUGACCGGCACCCACUUUGAGGCCAUGCCCAACGACGCCAUUGUCUGCAACAUUGGUCACUUUGACAUUGAGAUUGACGUUGCCUGGCUCAAGGCCAACGCCAAGUCGGUCCAGAACAUCAAGCCCCAGGUCGACCGCUUCCUCAUGCCCUCGGGCCGCCACAUCAUCCUCCUCGCCGAGGGCCGCCUCGUCAACCUGGGCUGUGCCACCGGCCACUCCUCGUUCGUCAUGUCCUGCUCCUUCACCAACCAGGUCCUUGCCCAGAUCAUGCUGUACAAGGCCUCGGACGCGGCCUGGGGCAACAAGUACGUCGAGUUCAAGAAGGCCGGCAAGCUCGAUGUCGGCGUCUACGUCCUCCCCAAGAUCCUCGACGAGGAGGUCGCCCGUCUGCACCUGAGCCACGUCAACGCCGAGCUCAGCACCCUCAGCAAGGUCCAGGCUGAGUACCUCAGCCUCACGGUCGAGGGUCCCUUCAAGAGCGACAUCUACCGCUACUAAUUGUAUGUAAUCUAACGGUUACCCCUCAACGGGGGCCCACGUGUAACGACGUUUUCCUUUGUUCUCUCAACUAGGCGAUAAGGGCAAAAUUUGUGGUUUCAACAGCAUGAAAAGUUUUGCAUGGCGAAAGGGGCUAUACACCCAGAGGAGACACAUGAUCUCCCGGAAUUUUGAAGAAAGCGUCUAGAACGGACUUGGGUUUAACACGGUCCAACGAAUAUAUUGAUGACCCUCUAUU
Molecule: messenger RNA, 1715 nt
Organism: Emericellopsis atlantica
Lineage: Eukaryota; Fungi; Ascomycota; Sordariomycetes; Hypocreales; Bionectriaceae
Product: adenosylhomocysteinase
Exons: 2
Coding region: 128-1477 (449 amino acids)
Biological process (GO): L-methionine cycle
Cellular component (GO): cytosol
Molecular function (GO): adenosylhomocysteinase activity
Source: RefSeq, a predicted model, not a curated record